Molecule: messenger RNA, 3000 nt
Organism: Sorghum bicolor (sorghum)
Lineage: Eukaryota; Viridiplantae; Streptophyta; Magnoliopsida; Poales; Poaceae
Exons: 11
Coding region: 139-2274 (711 amino acids)
Biological process (GO): response to endoplasmic reticulum stress
Molecular function (GO): protein binding
Source: RefSeq, a predicted model, not a curated record
ACUGUAGACUUGUACUUGCUAUUACGAGCACUACUACCUCCGGGGCGCUGUCGCUGCCGUGCGCGGGCGAGGCGAUCGAACUAGCGGUGGCUCUAGCAGCAUCCCCCGAUCAACCCCGCUCCCCGGCGCCCAAGCACAAUGGGUGCUGGAAGGAAGACUGAAACUUUCUACGCUGCAACACCAAGUGCACAGACACAAAAUCAAACCAAUGAAUGGUAUGGAGCCUUUUCUGUUUCUGCCCGUAAUCUUCGGGAAGAUGAGCUAGGAGGAGUGAUUUUUGGCUGCAAACACAACACGAUGAAUGAAUGCCUCUCUAAACAGCUGUUUGGUUUGCCUUCAAGCCAUUUCUCGUAUGUGAAGAAUGUUAAACCUGGCAUGCCCCUAUUUCUGUUCAAUUAUAGUGACCGAAAAAUGCAUGGAAUUUAUGAGGCUGCAUGUGCUGGCAAGCUUAACAUUGAUCAAUUUGCUUGGAGUGAUGGUGGUAGAAUAAAGACACAAUUUCCUGCACAGGUCCUCAUCUCUAUGAAGACUCACUGUUUUCCAGUUCCAGAGUCUCAAUUCCAAAGUGUGAUCCGUGACAAUUAUUACAGACCUCGUCACUUCUUCUUUGAGCUAGACCAUGAACAAACAAGAGCUUUGAUAUCUUUGUUUAAGCCUGCCCCUGUUCAUGAUGUUCCAAACAAAUUGGAUCCUUCCAGAUCUCUGCAAUCUCCAACAGUCGAAGCAUAUGUUAAUCCUGGUCAUGCGAAGCCUGAGUCCUAUAUAAAGGAUCUCAAUCCAUUUGAUGUUUCUUCUGAAUCUCAUUGUAUUGACCCUUACAAGUUGGUUGAUCCAGAUGGUGAAUAUGCUAGUACGAGUAGAACAUCAACAAGCCACCUUGACGAUCAGUCUUCUAACUGGGAUGAAUUAGAUGAUGUUGCGACCACCAAGGAAGGAACUGAAUCUGUCAAUGAUGAGCACCCACAUAUUAAUCCAAAACAUGAUGAACAGUAUGGCAUAGUGGCUGUUAGGCGGAAACUACAAGAGAUGUCUGUUUUACGACAGCAGGAGGCUCAAUCCUCCAAGGACACUGUUGAUUCUGCUUCAAAUAAACCAAUGCCUCGAGAACCACAGUUUGAUGCCACACUCCCCACAGACCCAUCUGAUUCCACCUCAAAGGGUGAUGUACGUAUUGAAGACCUGAAAUCAUUAGGGCAAUCUCGUGGAAAUGCUGAGCUGCUUCACAUCGUCAAAGAGUUAUCCAAGAGGAACCAAGCAAUGGAGAAAAAACUGUUUGAGUCAGAUAAAGAAAUACUGUUUCUGAGGGAAUCGAUGAAGGACACAGGAAGAAGAAUUCAGGAACUGGAAUACCAGUAUGAGAAACUACAAUCAAACUAUAACUCUUUGGUCCCACUCCUUGGUAGUCCACAUGAUAAUAUGGAAGGACCAUCAAUAUUUCUAAUAGGUGGCUAUAGGGGCAGUACUUGCCUGUCAUCACUAGAUUCCUUUUGCCCUACGACGGACAGAGUAGUGCCUCUGUGUUCAAUGAGCUCAGCCCGUGCAUAUGCAGCAGUAGCUGCAUUGAAGGAUCAUCUCUAUAUUUUUGGUGGUGGGAAUGGCAGUUCAUGGUAUCACAAAGUGGAAUGCUACAGUAUGGGCAGUAAUAAAUGGAUAACAUGCCCCCGUUUGAAACAUGCAAAAGGAAGCCUUGCUGGAACUACAUUGAAUGAUAAAAUAUUUGCUAUUGGUGGUGGAGAUGGGUCUGCAGUUUUCUCAGAAGUUGAGAUGUUUGAUCCAGCACUUGGGAGAUGGAUAGACAAUGUGUCAAUGCGGCAAAAGAGAUUUGCACCUGCUGCAGCCGUAUUAAGUGGUACACUCUAUGUAACUGGUGGUUAUGAUGGCAACACGUACUUACAAUCAGCAGAAAGAUAUGACCCAAGGGAAGGGUUCUGGACUCUGCUUCCAAGUAUGAGUGCAAGAAGAGGAUCCCACUCCGUAGCUGUCAUGAGGGAAUCCUUAUUCGCUGUGGGAGGGUAUGAUGGAAACAGCAAGAUUUCCACUGUAGAGAUAUUUGAUCCGCGUGCCAAUUCAUGGAGGAUAGGCAGUUCAUCCAGCAUCGCAAGAGGAUAUGGAUGUGCGGUGACAGUGGAUGAUAAUCUGUACCUCAUUGGUGGUGUCAAUGAUGCUGGAGAAACUAUCGAGACUGUUGAAGUUUACAAUGAGAGCCAAGGCUGGUUGAUCUCUGGCUGCAGAUCCAUAGGGAGGAGGGCCUUUGCCUGCGCUAUCACCGUUUGACAGGACCACGGAUCUCAUAGCCUACCAAUUUUUUGGAACCAGAGUUAUGGUUUUGCAGCCUUUGCCCUCUUGCUGAUUCUACACAUUGGUCAGAGUAUACCUUCUUCCCAAAACAGUCACUGGGUUGAGAAAAAUUUUGCACCCUCCUUCCGCCCCAACUUAUACUACUUCCAUCCGUGGAUAAAUCAACUUUUAGAGUCGACUUGAGUCAAACUUUUGCAAGUUUGAUUGAAUUUAUAGACCAGUAUUUUUGACACAAAAUUAUUGGAUACACCAUGAAAUAUAUUUUUCAUAGUGUACUCAUUUAGUGUCAUAGAAGUUAAUAUUCUUUCCUAUAAAAUUGGUCAAACUUACAAAAGUUUGGUUUAGGACAACUCUAAAAGUUGUUUUAUUUGGGGACGGAAGGAGUAUAAGACAAAGCCACCUAUUUUUCUGGUAGUGCAUUUGGGAAUUGACAAUCACAGAAUGCCACCAAAUGGUUAAGGCCACAGUAGCAUGUUCUGUUGUGAAACGUUCAGGCAGACUGCUGCAUUGCACUUUUGAGAAACUAGAUAUGGUAUAGGUGAUGAGGCAGUCUACUGAAUUGUUUGAGGGAACCUUGAGCAUUAUUUCUUGCUCCGUAAUUGCUGAAUGCUGAUGAUAGCAAUAGCAAUCUAGCUAGCUCUGGCAGCUCUGAUUGGCAGCCGGUGGAUAUGAUUGUUGCAAAGAAAUCGCUCUGUUUGCUCU